GACACUCGGGGGGUACUCCCUGAACUCUUACUGGAUUGAAUUUGUUUUUUUCAUUCAAUUUUUCAAAAAUUUAAAAAAAUGUCACUUUGGGUCGGCCUUACGUCAGCACAGAAGUCCCUACUUGGACUGUUUGUCUACCAGUUGGACACUGGGGAGGGGAAGCUAAACCAAGUUAUAGCUUCUUGGGCGAUUUUGUGAAAAACUGAACCAGUCCUUUGAUGCAAACUGAUUGAUCAUGAUUUGAUUUUGAGGACAGAAAAUGGACAAAUGACCAGUACCAACUUGGAGAUGCCUGUUUACUGCGAAAGAUGUGUUGUCUUAGAGCUACUGAUUGAAAGAACCGCCGUUGUGCGGAAGGUCAAAAACAGCAGUUUUGAGUAUUGAGCCAUAAUCCUCCGGUUUUGUGCAGAGAUCCCGACUGCACGGUAACCAAACGCCUGCUGCAGUGUCGGGUCACUUCCUCACCGAGGAGGAGGAGACCACCCACUCCAACCUGCCUACCCGAAUGAACCUGAAUGCUUCUUACAUUGCUCCUCACAAACCUGACACCUCCAGUGUCUGCUCUUUCACAGGAUGCCAGGUCCUGGCCUCUCCCACUGGCCCAUGGACUCCCCCCUUCCUCCAAAAUCAAAGGAUUCCUUUACAGGGAGGAAAUGAGUUCCCACUUGCUGGAAACUUUUUACAGAAGAAAAACCUUGGACUUGUCUCCUGAUCUGGAUUGUCCAGGGCUUUCGAGACGGAGGGCUGGUUUGUUUCCACUGCAACUGGUCAUCUCUUGAAAUACCAGAAAAUGCACACGUUGUUCCGACAAAGGGCCUGAUUUACUAAGAUCCGCAUCCCAAACAGCGUGUGCAAACUAUAAAAUUGCAAGUACUAAUUAUUAGUGGGCGUGUUGAGUGUGAUCUACUAAGACCGCGUUUAAAUACGUUUUUUCCGUGUACUAUACGUGGCAUCACCAUAGAGCAGGCAUGGGCAAUUAUUUUGACUCGGGGGGCCAAAUUUAGAGAAAAAAGUGUCUGGGGGCCGCUAUAUCUAUUUUUAGGAACACUAAUACGAAACCUCACAAUAAUGUCUGAUUGAGUGCUAGAAACGUUAUGACAGACCGCCUGAAAAAAGGAAUGGAAUGUUACAUUUUUUUACUGAAUGAGACACCCAGAAUGUACAAGAAAAUAAUGUGUUAUUUACAAUAUUAACUAUGAACGAUAAAACACUGAAUAUUGACAACAUAUGAACGGCACACCCCCUCGAUCGACAUGUUUUACAAUCAAGCCAACUGCAACAAAAAUGCAACAAACACAAAAAACCCACCUAUUAUUCGAGACUAAGCUUUAGAACUUUGUUGUAAAAAAAUCUCCUUCCGCGUCUGUCCCUGACACCCGCAUUUCAGGCUGGCCGCUCUGGAAACACUCUGUGGAAACGCUCCCCACCCACACUGCUUGGUGCCUCGUCUGAGCUGCUGUGACGUAGAUUACCAUAGCAACUAAUUAGAUUACCAUAGUAACUAGUAUAUCAUGCAAAAGCGCAGAUUCCAACCAUUGAAAUACUUUGGACAGUUCAAGACUUAACAGUCAUUAGAAGACAUCACUGCACAUCAUAAUGGCAGCUACACUUUCCAUCUUAAAGAUCUAAAAAAAUUAUUUGGGAAUGUCCGGCGGACCAGAUUGAAAAGCUUAACGGGCUGCCUUAAUUUGCCCAGCUCUGCCAUAGAGGCACUUAUUUACUGCACAUUCAUUUUAUCAUCAGAAUCAGAAUCAGAAUACCUUUGUCAUUGUAUGUAAACAACGAAAUUGGACAGCAAUCCAGCUCAGUGCUUUUGAAACAAACCUACAUAAAGUAGUCUUAAGACAACAACAAUAAUAAAACAAUUUAAAAACAUAAUAAAAUGUAAAAAAAACCAAAACAUAUUGCACAGUAGAUCUUUAUCAGAGGUAAGCAAGUAAGAAAGUGGUGAGUGUUCAGGUAAGUGCAGAGUUUAGGGCAAUAACAGCUGUAGGAUAGAAACUGUUUUUCAGUCUAUUUGUCCUUGCUUUGAUGGUCUUAUAGCGCCUCCCUGAGGGCAAGAGUUCAAGCCAGUGGUGACCUGGGUGGGAUGAGUCCUUGAGGAUGCUGUCAUGCUAUGUUUUCGAACAAGCAGGAGACUUGUACCACUUUUUAUGGGCAGUUCAGGAGCAGUCGUGCAGUGCAUCUACAUUGAAGCCCGCAGGAGAGGCUGCACUUACAAAAAAAUGUAUACUUCAAACAUUUUUUUCAUAUAGGAAACAUGUUAAUAGCUAUGUGAGAAACAAAAACGUGUCAAUUGAAUUUGUUUUAAUCAGUCCCUUAAAGGGGACUGCACUUUUUUGGGGAAUUUUGCCUAUCGUUCACAAUCCUUUUGAGAGACAAGAAGACAAAUGUUUAAUUUGUAAAAUUUGCCUUCUUCUCAGCGGCUAGCAAAGCAGCUAACAGAAGCAAUUCAUUCUGCCGCUAAAUCACUUUAAAAAUGCAUUCAAAAACCGUCAACAAAACUGCAUUUACGUUCCGCAACCCGUACAACAACCAACAAUCCUCAUUGUUAUUGUAAGAGCGAACACUGAGUAAGUACUUAUCGAGCGUAGUUACACAUCAUCUUGUGGCGGCAUGCUACGGCAUUAGCCGUAAGUUAGCCACGGCAAGACCCAAGCUAGCUUCUGCCUCAGCAGCUGAAUGGCUUUUGCUUUGCGAUAGGACACCAAUCAGUACUGAGUGAAAAACAUGAAUAAUCAUAUCACAGUAUCUGUAAAGUAUUAGCCCACAUACUCAGUCGGUGGGACAGUUGACUGUUUGGUCCAGCUGGCCGGGAAUGUUUAUUUAAGUUGAUUUUGGGUAAGCAAUCCAUUUCUGUUGGCACGUUCCACAUUUACAGCGUUAAGUCGCGUCAACCUCACUCUUUCGGCUUCUGUCCGUUCCGUUUCACUCACUCUCUCUGUGCUCGCUUUCAGAAGCAGCACUUCAUCCUCUGUAUAUUCAGCUUCAAAAAGAUAAAGGUUGUGAGACCUCAUUUGUCCCAAGAAUAUUUGUCUUCGUUGUCUUGUUACCAAGUCUGCCAUGAUUACAACACACUCGCGUUUGUUUCCAGAAGUAGGAGCACGCAUUUGUUGCCGGAAGUCGGAAGGAAGAAAGUCUUUAGUCAGGGACAUCACGGGACAGAAGAUAGUCUCUAAACACGAGUACAUUCUAUAAUAACACCAGAAGAAGAUGCUAGAUGUGUUGCUAGUUGUUUAAAAAAAAAAAAAAAGUCUGUAAACACUUGAAAACAUCUCCACAAAGUACCUUGUACAAAAAGCAGCAACAAUUGAAAAUAUAGCAAAAUUAUAAAAAAUAUGUUAAUACUAAUAUCUGUUUUAAAUGUAUGUAUACAUUUUUGGAGCCUUUCUAAAGAAAAUCAUAUCAUAGCAAAUUAUGCAAAUUACUUGAUGACGUCACAGUGACCACGCUCAUAACCACGCCCCCACCGCCACAGGUAUCUUGGCAGUUUAGGGGAAACUCUGUACAUGCGAACCUUAGUAAACCAGACCCAAAGUCUCCACUGGCAUCGACAUCACCCUUACCCAUAGCCAUCUUCGUUCUCAUGUUCUCAGGUAAUCUCAAUUCAACUCAUUUGUUUUCUAUACCGACCGCCCCAAUUGUGAGUUGAUACCAUGCAGUGGAAAAGUGGCAUUAAUCCAAAGAUGACUUGUACAUCCCAUGAUUUUCUAAAGGAUAUAAGGUCUCACCGACUGGAAACGCAUAGAGUAGAACCACUUUGGGUCUUCUCUUCAACUGGAUUUGUCCAGAACCUUCAUUUAUCCUCGUUUUCCACUGCACAAUCCAGCAAAACAGAUACCAUGAGGAAACUCCUCGUAUUUCAUCAGUGGAGGUUCCAAUACUACGAGGAAACUCUUCGAACUUCCAUCAGUGGAGGUUCCAAUACCACGAGGAGACUCCUCGUACUUCAUCAGUGGCUGUUUCAAUACUACGAGGAAACUCUUCGUACUUCAUCAGUGGAGGUUCCAAUACUACGAGGAAACUCCUCGUACUUCAUCAGUGGCUGUUUCAAUACUACGAGGAAACUCUUCGAACUUCAUCAGUGGAGGUUCCAAUACCACGAGGAAAGUCCUCGUAGUUCAUCAGUGGAGGUUCCAAUACUACAAGGAAACUCUUUGAACUUCAUCAGUGGAGAUUCCAAUACUACGAGGAAACUCCUCGUACUUCAUCAGCGGAGGUCGAGGAAACUCCUCGUACUUCAUCAGUGGAGAUCGAGGAAACUCCUCGUACUUCAUCAGUGGAGGUUCCAAUACUCAGAGGAAACUCUUUGUACUUCAUCAGUGGAGGUUCCAAUACUUCAAGGAAACUCUUCGAAUGUCAUCAGUGGAGAUUCCAAUACUACAAGGAAACUCCUCGUACUUCAUCAGUGGAGGUUCCAAUACUACGAGGAAACUCCUCGUACUUCAUCAGUGGCUGUUCCAAUACUACGAAGAAACUCUUUGAACUUCAUCAGUGGAGAUUCCAAUCCUACGAGGAAACUCCUCGUACUUCUUCAGUGGAGGUCGAGGAAACUCCUCGUACUUCAUCAGUGGAGGUCGAGGAAACUCCUCGUACUUCAUCAGAGGAGGUUCCAAUACUUCAAGGAAACUCCUCGUACUUUAUCAGUGGAGGUUCCAAUACUCCGAGGAAACUCUUUGUACUUAUCGGUAGAGGUUCCAAUACAAUGAGGAAACUCCUACUUCAUCAGUGGCUGUUCCAAUACUACGAGGAAACUCUUCGAACUUCAUCAGUGGAUGUUCAAAUACUCAGAGGAAACUCCUCGUACUUCAUAAGUGGAGGUUCCAAUCACGCCACGACCAUAGUUUUGGACGCUGCUUUAUUAGACUCUGCAGUCUCCACUUUGCUCUCACUGCCCUGAUUCUCCUUACAGAUAAACUUACUUAUCAGCCACCACCAGAAGCAUGGUUUUUUUAUGAGCGUGUCUCAUUUCGAUUGAGCCUCUUCGGGUUUUCCCGCCUGUACCGACCGGCCAGAAAACUAGCCGAGCGUGGUGACUUCUUCACGAAGUGACUCGAUGAGAAGCAGUGGAAAUAGCCAAGUCACUACCGUCACUUUAGACGUAUAAGCCAAUUCUUCGGUGACCUGGUCCUGGCAAUACGUCCUUUUCUUGGCGAACCCGGGAGAACUCUGCAAACCCACAGAGACUAAAGGAAAGCUUCUCUUGGUUUCGAGGCAAUUUGGGUUUUUUUUGUCUGCGGCGAGCUUUCCGAUGGAUGAAACAAGCCACAGAUUUGUGUUUUGGGUGUAAACUUAAAUGGCUGCGAGUGAAAAGUGAAGCUUGCCUGUCCUGAAAUGUCCACUUGCUUUGUUCAGCGCAAAACUGGAGAUGUUUUAGUCGUAGUUCUUGAUGUUCUUGAGUGAAUGCUGAUGAGGGAAGGUGAUCAGGUUGCCAUAUGGUGUUGGUUUGCGUAUAUAUUCACAAGAAAUUGCUCUUUUAAAGGUGUUUUCGUAACAUUGUUGGUGUCUUACGCGGGAAUUUAAGAUUCCACAUACAAAAAAAUGAAAAACAGAUUUGGUUUUUUUUUCCCCUACUGUGGACGGGAAUGAAUAAGCUUUGGGGUUAUGAUAAAACAAAAGAGGAAAUAAUGUUUAUGAAUGAAAUGUAUUGCUUUAAGUACAAUGUUCAUAUUGCACUCUCGCUACCAUGACUGUUCAUGGUGCGCCUGGUGUGUUAAUUUAUAUCUUACGGGUUUAUUUUGUUGGUGGCGAUUUUGUUUCCUCAACAUCAUAAGGCCGUUUUCACAGAUGUACUUAUGUAUAAUGUUUAUGCUUAUGUUAAAUAAAUAAAUAA
This is a messenger RNA of Entelurus aequoreus (snake pipefish), 5833 nucleotides long. RefSeq lists its product as uncharacterized. Bases 3657 to 4709 code for a protein of 350 amino acids. The record is from RefSeq and is a predicted model, not a curated record. The transcript is spliced from 2 exons. NCBI's taxonomy places the organism in Eukaryota, Metazoa, Chordata, Actinopteri, Syngnathiformes, Syngnathidae.